Phyllostomus hastatus (greater spear-nosed bat) is the source of this 1801-nucleotide messenger RNA. It is a transcript of the gene GPR150, whose product is annotated as G protein-coupled receptor 150. Lineage: Eukaryota; Metazoa; Chordata; Mammalia; Chiroptera; Phyllostomidae. The record is from RefSeq and is a predicted model, not a curated record. Gene Ontology annotation, biological process: neuropeptide signaling pathway. Gene Ontology annotation, cellular component: membrane. The transcript has a single exon. Bases 1 to 1290 code for a protein of 429 amino acids. Gene Ontology annotation, molecular function: corazonin receptor activity.
AUGGAGUAUCCCUUCAGCCACUCAACUCUGUCUCCGGCGCCCAACCUCUCCGUACCCAUCUUGCUCGGCUGGGGUAUCAAUCUGACUUCCGGACAGGAAGUCCCGGCGCCCCCGCCGCCGCUGCCGCCGCCCCCCGGGUCGCCCAGCCGCCUGGUCUACCUGGGGGUUAUCCUGGUGCUGUCCGUGGCCGGCAACGCCAAGGUACUGUGCCGCCUGUGUGGCGGCGGCGGGCCCUGGGCGGGUCCCAAGCGUCGCAAGAUGGACUUUCUGUUGGUGCAACUAGCCCUGGCUGAUCUAUACGCGUGCGGGGGCACCACGCUGUCGCAGCUGACCUGGGAGCUGCUGGGCGAGCCGCGUCGGGCGGCGGACGACUGGGAGUGCCGCUUAGUGCAGCUACUGCAGGUAUCCGGCCGGGGCGCCUCGGCCCACCUGGUGGCGCUCAUUGCCCUCGAGCGUCAGCGCGCCUUGCGCUGUCCGCAAGGCCCGCUGCUGCCGGCCCGCGUCUUAGCGGCCCUGGGCUGGCUGCUGGCUCUGCUGCUAGCGCUACCCCCGGUCUUCGUGGUGCGCGGGGGAGCCCCGUCCGCGCGACCCGCCCAGUCCCCGGACUCCCGAGCCUGGGCCGAAGGGCGUCGCUGCCGCGGCAUCUUUGCGCCUCUGCCACGCUGGCACCUGCAGGUCUACGCGCUGUAUGAGGCCGCCGCGGGAUUCGCGGUGCCGGUCGCAGUCCUGGGCGUCGCUUGCAGCCGCCUGAUCUGCACUUGGUGGCAGCGCCCGCCUCCAGCCCCAUCUGCUGCGGCGCCCAAGUCAGCGAGUCCUGGCCGAGCCGCCACCCACGGCGCGCUACCGCGCGCCAAAGUACAGAGCCUGAAGAUGAGCCUGAUGCUAGCGCUGCUCUUCGUGGGCUUUGAACUGCCCUACUUUGUUGCUCGGCUGGCAGCCGCGUGGUCGUCCGGACCGGUGGGAGAGUGGGAAGCUGAGGACUUGGCGGUGGCGCUGCGCCUCGUGGGGGUGGCUAAUAGCGCCCUCAACCCCUUCGUCUACCUCUUCUUCCAGGCGGGCGACUGCCAGCUCUGGUGGUGGCUGCGGAAGCGCCUGGGCUCUCUCUGCCGUGCGCAGAAGGGAAUCUCGGAGGACGACGAGGGGGCCCAAGUCCACCAGGUGCUCCACCGCCACCGCUGGCCCCACGCCCACUACCACCACGCUCGGCGGGAGCAGCCAGAGAGAGGCUGCUUGCGCCCACCUCCGCCGCGUCCCCGGACUCUGCCCUGCUCCUGCGAAAGCGCAUUCUAGGUGGUCCAUGGCCAGAGACAGGUCAUCUGUCGCUAGGGCACAGCCUCCGGGGAACACGAGGCUGGCCACCUGGGUCAGUCUAGAUUGCAACGGACAGGAGAACAGGAGGGUCUUCGAGAGAGGGACACUGAAGCUGUCCACUUUCUCCACUCUCCCGUUAUAUUCCUUUGUAAUGUUUACACUCCCCUACAUUAUUUCAACCUCUUUUCUUCCUUUCAGUUCCUUUUCACAAUUUCCCACUUGGAAACAAGGGAGUGAGCCAUUAGGAAACUGUAAAAGCAGUCCAAGCUACAGCUCUUUUUGACGUGCUCUGUUACACUCCCGUGGUUUUCUGGAUAACAUCAUCUGUUUUAGCUAAAUUGCCAAGAUUUUAUUUGAUGGUUUAUUAACUGUUUGGGCUUAUUUCGAAUUGUGUUUAAAUCAAGUAUACCUUCGGGGCCAAUUUGCCAUUCUUUCCAGGAGAAAAAUCUCCACGUUGCCCUCCCUGAAGAGCCUGGAAAUUGCACCAAUG